Messenger RNA from Galleria mellonella (greater wax moth), 2221 nucleotides. Its product is annotated as sodium-coupled monocarboxylate transporter 1-like. The record is from RefSeq and is a predicted model, not a curated record. The transcript is spliced from 13 exons. Gene Ontology annotation, biological process: sodium ion transport; transmembrane transport. Lineage: Eukaryota; Metazoa; Arthropoda; Insecta; Lepidoptera; Pyralidae. Gene Ontology annotation, molecular function: symporter activity. Gene Ontology annotation, cellular component: membrane. The coding region runs from base 82 to 1890 and encodes 602 amino acids.
CAUUGUACUCGGAGAUGGAGUUUAAGUGCCAGACUGGACGGACGCGCGACCUCACUCAACACUGUGCACGAGACAUUCAUUAUGGCGGUAGUAUAUUUCGACUGGCUGGAUUACCUUGUCUUUGGAGCAAUGCUACUCUUAUCUGCACUCAUAGGAGUUUACUUCGCAUUCUUCGCGACGAAGAAACAGAAUACAACCGCUGAAUACCUUAUGGGCGGGAAGACAAUGGGCAUGUUCCCUAUAUCGAUGUCACUGAUCGCCAGUUAUAUUUCGGGCAUAUCGUUGCUUGGUUUGCCAGCAGAAAUGUAUACUUAUGGCACACAACUGUGGACUAUAGUACUGUCAGAGUGGGCAGUCUCUCUAACAAUUGCCAUUGUUUACUUACCAGUAUUUUAUAACUUACAAAUUACUUCGACAUACGAGUACUUGCGACUCAGAUUUAACCAAAACGUACGACUUCUAGGAUCCAUCAUUUUUAUCAUAAAAAUGAUGCUAUACAUACCUAUAGUGAUUUAUGUGCCUGCGUUAGCUUUCAGUCAAGUAACUGGUAUCAAUCUACAUUUAAUUACUCCCAUCGUCUGUAUUGUGUGCAUUUUCUAUACAACAUUAGGUGGCCUUAAAGCUGUGGUAUGGACAGAUACCCUGCAAACUGUACUAAUGUAUUUUGGGGUGAUUUUUGUUUUGGUCUAUGGAACAUGGAGACUCGGUGGAGUAGCUGACGUUAUUGCCAUAAACAAAAAAGGAGACCGUCUCGACUUUUUCAAUAUGGAUCCUGAUCCUACUAUACGACACACAUUCUGGUCAACAGUAUUUGGAAAUUACUUUAGUUGGCUAGCAUCAUGUUCAGUUAACCAAGCUAUGGUGCAACGAUGCCUGGCAUUAUCAUCUUUGAAAAGAGCCAGAAUAACAAUCUUUAUAAUGGCAGCUGGUAUCUUCAUCAUAGUUUCAUUAUGUUGUUACACUGGCCUGGUCAUCUACGCUACGUUUGCUGACUGCGAUCCUCUUACGACUAAAGCAAUCAGAAAAAGUGAUCAAUUAUUACCUUACUUCGUGAUGACCAUAACCGGCUCCAUACCAGCGCUGCCAGGCAUAUUCAUGAGUGGAGUUUUUAGCGCCGCACUGAGUUCCAUGUCUACCGGACUGAACUCAAUGUGUGGUGUAAUAUUCGAAGACCUUAUCAGACCAGCAUAUAACAAACCAAUUUCAGAAAGGACAGCAAGUUUCAUUAUGAAAAUUAUCGUCGUUAUUAUUGGCGCUACUUGUGUAGCUUUAGUAUUUUUAGUGGAACAUAUGGGAGCCCUUAUUCAGGCUGGUAAAAGCUUAGCAGGUAUUACGGCUGGAAGUCUCCUGGGUUUAUUUUCUAUGGGCCUUUUUCUUCCUUGGACCAAUGCAACGGGUGCACUGGUUGGUGGAAUCACGUCAACAUUUCUUGUUGGUUGGAUUUCCCUGGGAACACAAGCUGCUAUGAUUCGCGGUGACAUUGUGGUUGUACCAAAGCCUGUAUCCGUUUCUAGCUGCAUGGAAAAUGUCACUGAAAUAACUACUUCUAUACCAUCACUAAAUCUAAGCAGUGUGGAGUUUGAUCGGUCCGGCACAUUCUUCUUGUAUCGACUGAGUUAUCUGUAUUACACAUUCGUUGGAAUGAUUGUGUGCAUUAUCGUUGGAACAGUAGUUUCAUAUUUUACUCAACCCAACGAUCCUGCUAUGGUUCACAGAGACCUUUUAACACCGGUGAUACAUCAUUGGCUUCCAAGACAGCAUCCUCAUUGUCGCAGGCCUCGAUUGACUCAGCACGAUAUUGAACUACACGCGCGUGAACUGAGCCAGUUGCAUACAAGUACACCCUACACAAAAGUGCAUACUAAGCUGGAAGACACUCGAAUGACUUGAAAUAGUAGUAAUAAUAAUUAUAAAUAAAUUAUCUACACACAAAUACUUAUUUCAUAGGCUGCAAUUAUCAUUAUUAUAUAAUAUAGUAUUAUAAAGAGUGAUUUAAAAUGUAUUUUAUUGUAAUAAUACGAAUAUAUAAUAAUAAUAAUUUAUUUGCAUUAAUAUGGUUGAAAUAGAUCUUAAUUAGUGUUAUAGAAUCACAUAUUUACCACAUUGUUUUAAUGGCGUGUUAUUUACUUGAAUACAUUUCAGAUAAUUUCAGACCUUACAAUAUUAAUAUUUAUUCUCUGCAGUUUAUAAAUUCGAAGAAAACAAAACAUUUUUUAUUCAU